Asterias rubens (European starfish) is the source of this 9224-nucleotide messenger RNA. RefSeq names its product neurogenic locus notch homolog protein 2-like. NCBI's taxonomy places the organism in Eukaryota, Metazoa, Echinodermata, Asteroidea, Forcipulatida, Asteriidae. The transcript is spliced from 67 exons. Bases 228 to 8555 code for a protein of 2775 amino acids. Gene Ontology annotation, biological process: establishment or maintenance of epithelial cell apical/basal polarity; heterophilic cell-cell adhesion. Gene Ontology annotation, molecular function: calcium ion binding. Gene Ontology annotation, cellular component: plasma membrane; protein-containing complex. The record is from RefSeq and is a predicted model, not a curated record.
GACCUCUCCGAAACCCCCAAUUCAAAAAGAAAAUAUCGGUUUAGUUUAGAGGGGACCAUUUUAAAUACCGAUCACUUUCAAAAUAAGCGGAGUAGAUUCGAAAACGUUUUUCGUCGACAGAGUGGAUUAUUUACAGAUGGAAUGAUACAGAAGUUGGUGUGAUUUCAUGGGAAGGAUUUAAUACUGAAGUCAGGAAUUUAUACCAGGUUUAGUUACGAGAUAAAGCCAUGUGGAUUUUGACGCAGGUGUUUGGUGUUUUGGUUCUUCUGCUGGCAGCAACCUAUGCACAAACUGGCUGUGACAGUGGUCCGUGUAAAAACGGAGCUACGUGUCAAGGGUUUACAAGUCUGCCAGAUUUCUUUGUAUGCACGUGUGAACAAGGGUUUCAAGGAAAUACAUGUGAACAAGCAAUCACUGCUUGCACCAGUGAUCCAUGUCAGAAUGGUGGGCAGUGUUUUCUACAGAGUGGAGUCAGCGGCUAUACGUGUGUUUGUACAUCAGAUUGGGCUGGUACCAACUGCGAAGUUGAAAAGGGUCCAUGUGAAAGCUUUCCAUGCCAAAAUGGCGGGGCUUGUGUUACAGGUUUUAACGCCGCCUUCUAUACCUGUACAUGUCCGGAUGGGUUUAUCGGUACCAACUGCGAUAUAGUAUUUGUUGACGAUAACUGUGCGUCUGGUCCAUGUAAAAAUGGAGGGACUUGUUUAAACUUCGGCGGUGCUUUUUCAUGUUCAUGUCCGUCAGCGUGGUCUGGCCUGACCUGUGAAACCGGUAACCCUUGCCUGAGCAAUCCAUGUCAGAACGGGGGCAUCUGCAACAACUUCGAGUCAUUCUUCACCUGUACUUGUAUUAAUUCAUGGAUGGGAGUGGUCUGUGCAGAGGGACCUUGUAAUAGCAACCCCUGUCAGAAUGGAGGAGUCUGCACUGAUGCUUCAGAUGCUUCAUUCUUCUCAUGUGAUUGUCCUUCAGAAUGGUUAGGUACCACUUGCUCAAUAGGGAAUGCUUGCAUACUAAAUCCAUGCAACACAAACGGCCAGUGUACCCCAACAACAUCAGGAGCUGGGUAUACAUGUUCGUGUUUUAUCGGCUGGGAUGGAACCAAUUGCGAUGAGGCCAAUCCUUGUGAGAGUAACCCGUGUGGUUUGAAUGGAGUUUGUCGUAACAACAACACUGACUACUACUGUCUCUGCCUCAAUGGAUGGGUUGGAGAUAUGUGUCAAGCUGCCGAUCCUUGCCUGAGUGGACCAUGUCAGAAUGGAGCUGGUUGCACAGGAGAUCCUACUCAAUACACAUGCUCUUGUCAAUCAGGAUGGGUUGGAGAAACGUGUAUUAUUGUGGGUGAUCCUUGCCUUCUCCAGUCACCCUGUAAGAAUGGAGCAACGUGUGUCAAUCCAUCCACUGGUUUGUACAACUGCACUUGUGCCAUAGGCUGGCUUGGUACUAACUGUGAUAUUGUUGAUACAUGCCUGCCUGCACCAUGUCAGAAUGGAGGAAACUGUACUGUAGAAGUGGAUGGUUAUUCAUGUGCAUGUGAUGAUGGAUACACUGGUACCGAUUGUGAAAUAGCCAAUCCUUGCAUUGUGAACAACCCGUGUGAAAAUGGAGCCACAUGUUUCAACUCUGCUGGAACUAGUGAAUAUAACUGUACAUGUGCAGGGGGAUGGCGUGGAACUCAGUGCCAGAUUGAGGACGUUUGCUUCGUCAAUCCCUGUUCCAAUGGUGGAGUUUGUGAAUACUUUGGUGACACUGCGUUUAAUUGUACUUGUCCAGGCGGAUGGAUUGGGGAUACAUGUCAUGCAGAUGAUCCAUGUUUGCCGAGCCCAUGUCAGAAUAAUGCAACGUGUAUUCUGGAUGGCCUGAGUAAUUAUGUGUGUAAUUGUGAGACUGGCUGGACAAGCACAAAUUGUGAAAUAGAGGAUGCUUGUCUGAGUGAUCCAUGUCAGAAUGCUGCUACAUGUACAAACACAAACCCUGGGUACGAGUGCGUUUGCCCUGAAGGAUGGCUGAGUACCAACUGUGAAAUUGCCGAUCCAUGCUUCAGUAAUCCAUGUAACAAUGGAGGUACUUGUAACGUCAUGUUAGGAGAUACUGACGCUAACUACACGUGUACAUGUCUUCCUGGGUUCCUGGGUUUCAACUGUGCUCAAGUGGAUUUUUGCUUCAGUAAUCCCUGUCUCAACGGAGCAACAUGUGAGAUACUACUAGAUAAGUACACGUGUCACUGUGUAGAUGGGUUUCUGGGUCAGAGAUGCGGAACAGUUGACUAUUGUUUCAGCAAUCCGUGUCAGAAUAAUGCAACAUGUACUAGGCGGACUUCUGGUGGACAGGGGUAUGAUUGUCAAUGUGAAGCUGGCUACCUUGGUACCCAUUGUGAGAUAGAGGAUUUUUGCAGCAGUAAUCCUUGCCAGAAUGGAGCUACGUGCACACUGGACCCCUUUGUUGGCUAUAGCUGUAUGUGUUCAGAUGGCUUUCUGGGUACACACUGUGAUAUCGGCACGGAGCCCUGUGCCUCACACCCCUGUAUGAAUAAUGGAACAUGCUCACAAACAAACGACUCGUACAUCUGUCAGUGUUUAGCUGAUUUCAAUGGACGUAACUGUGAGGUUGAUUUCUGCAGCAGUGAUCCAUGUCAGAACCAAGGAAUGUGUAACCUGCUCUCGGAUGGCUAUGACUGUAACUGCCAAGUUGACUUCUUUGGUACUCACUGUGAAUUCUUUGAUCACUGCUUUUCCAAACCCUGCAUGAACAAUGGAACAUGCCAGCUUCUUACCGAUGCCAUUGGUUAUAACUGUUUGUGUGUAGAUCCCUACACAGGAAAAGAUUGUGAUGACGUUGAUUUUUGCUUUGAUGAGCCAUGUCAGAAUGGAGGUACCUGUCAGCUAACAUCCAAUGGUUAUAACUGUCAAUGUGCGGCUGGGUAUCUUGGAUCCGAUUGUGAAAUCACUGACUACUGUGCAAGCAAUCCAUGUGUGACGGGUUCAUGUGCCCUCAUUAAUAAUUCCUACGCAUGUUCCUGCGAUAACGGCUUUGUAGGAGUAAACUGCGACAUUGUGAACCACUGUAACAGUCAGCCGUGUAUGAACAAUGGUGGAUGUCAGUUAUUGGAGGAUGGCUACAUCUGUACUUGUACAAGUGAAUAUGUAGGAACACACUGUGAAAUAGAGAAUUAUUGUGUGAGUGAUCCAUGUUUGAAUGGAGCAGCCUGUAAACUAGAGAUGAGUGGAUAUGUUUGCCAGUGCAUUGCUGGUUACAUUGGAGUCAACUGUCAAAUAGAGGAUUAUUGCUACAAUAACCCAUGUAUGAAUGAAGGAAUAUGUCACCUACUAGCCAAUGGAUAUAACUGUACCUGUGUAGUGCCAUGGAUUGGAGAUCAAUGUGAAAUACCAAUACCAUGCAACAGUAACCCAUGCCAGAAUGGAGGAACAUGUACUGAAGUAGGUGCAGAGUACCAGUGUAGGUGUCGACCAGGUUGGACCGGUGAUGAGUGUACAUUCGGUUUUGACAAUCCUUGUGCCAGUGAUCCAUGUUUCAAUGGAGCUACCUGUAUAUUACAGAAUGCUAACACUGCAUUCAUCUGUGACUGUACACCAGGCUGGGCUGGCACACUCUGCCAGGGAUUCGUAACCUAUGAGCCCUGUUCCAGUAACCCCUGCAUGAAUGGUGGCGUGUGUACCCCUUCCAACUCUUUCUAUACUUGCGGAUGUACAGGAUUUUUCUAUGGAGAUAACUGUGAACUCGAGAGUCCAUGUGCUAGUAACCCAUGUCUGAAUGGCGCAGAGUGUCGUCAUGUUAUUCAUGAUACGUAUGAGGAGUACCAGUGUGAUUGCCUUAUCCUGUAUAGCGGAACCAACUGCCAGUAUCCUAAUCCGUGCCUGAGUGUACCAUGUAUAAACGGUGGUACAUGCGUAAAUCGUGGCUCUGCAUACACCUGUGCAUGUCCUGCAAACUACGCUGGAGUGGAUUGUGAAAUCUUCACAUCCCUUCCAUGCCUUAGUUCACCGUGUGAGAAUGACGGGGUUUGUCUUAACACUGGUGAUGGUUAUGAAUGCUCUUGUGUUAAUAACUAUGUAGGUCCUAAAUGUGAAACAUUGGUGAACCCAUGUCUAAGCUACCCAUGUGAGAAUGGAGGUUCCUGCUUCCAGUCUGCGUCAUUCUAUAGCUACAUAUGUGAUUGUUACGCUGGCUAUGGUGGAACGCACUGUGAAAUAUUGCCCACACCAUGCGCCAGUAAUCCAUGCCAGAAUAAUGGAGAAUGUUUCACUAAUGUAGUUGGACUCAUCUACUCAUUUGUGUGUAUCUGUGAAGACGGAUUCGGAGGCGUCAAUUGUGAAAGAGAAACGAAUCCAUGCAACAGUUCUCCAUGUCAGAACAAUGCAUUCUGUUACUCAACCGGUACAGGUUAUGGAUGCUCCUGUGUGGAUGGAUGGUCAGGUACCAACUGCCAAGUCGAACCUGAUCGGUGCAGCAGUUCUCCAUGCCAGAAUUCUGGGUUCUGUUUUAACAGCGUAGUAGGAUCUGACUAUCAGUAUGUGUGUUUCUGCACUCAGGAGUUUGGAGGAAUCAACUGUGAAAUCCCAGUACAAGUACUUUCCUGUACAAGUCAGCCAUGCCAGAACGGAGGAUCGUGUUUUGAAGUGUCGUCUUUAGGCUCCUAUACCUGCGUAUGUCUCAGUGGAUACAGUGGGACCAACUGCCAGAUUGAUAUGACCAAUCCAUGCCUGAAUAACCCAUGUGCCAAUGGAGGCAUCUGUUCUACGAUGGCCAACACAGAAGGCUAUCAGUGUACAUGUUUUAAUGGCUUCAGUGGAUCAAACUGUGAAAUAAAUUUAGCUGAUCCUUGUGGUAGCUCUCCAUGCCAGAAUAGUGGCUCAUGUUUCCCAUACAACACUGGCUUCGUCUGUAACUGUCCAUCAGGCUUCUAUGGACUACAGUGUGAAUCAGUUUUGAAACCAUGCGCCGAUGCCACGUGUCUAAACGGCGGCCAGUGUUUGUCUAACAGUAUCACUGAGUAUGUGUGUCAGUGCCCAGUUGGAUAUGGUGGCACCAACUGCGAAUCAGUGUAUGACUUGUGUUCUAGUAACCCAUGUCUUAACCAAGGAACGUGUAUCAACCUGGGAAGCUCCUUUCAGUGUGUAUGCCAACAGGGGUUCUCUGGUGAUAGCUGCCAAUUCGUUGACCUACCGUCCGACCCUUGUCUGAGUCAGCCAUGUCAGAAUGAUGGCUUCUGCUUCACAUUGGACCUCAACCAGGCUUUUCAAUGCUUUUGUAGACUAGACUACACUGGUAUUCUCUGUCAAACACCUCCUGCUCCCCCUGUGAAUCCGUGCGAUAGUUCCCCAUGCCAGAAUGGAGGAAUCUGUUUCCGUAGCGGCAGUAGAGAGGUUUAUGUUUGUUCAUGUUCUGAUGGCUUCAGUGGAAUACACUGUGAAAAUGCUGACUUUGUGAAUCCGUGCGACAGUUCCCCAUGCCAGAAUGGAGGAGUCUGUUUCCGUAGCAGCAGCAGAGACAAUUAUCUCUGUAGCUGUAUCAACAGUUACACUGGGACUCAUUGUCAAACUGCUGACUUUGUGAAUCCGUGCGAUAGUUCCCCAUGCCAGAAUGGAGGAGUCUGUUUCCGUAGCAGCAGCAGAGACAAUUAUCUCUGUAAUUGUAUCAACAGUUACACUGGGACUCAUUGUCAAACGGCUGACUUUGUGAAUCCGUGCGAUAGUUCCCCAUGCCAGAAUGGAGGAGUCUGUUUCCGUAGCAGCAGCAGAGACAAUUAUCUCUGUAGCUGUAUCAACAGUUACACUGGGACUCAUUGUCAAACGGCUCCAGUACCUGACAAUGCUUGUGAUUCCACCCCUUGUUUAAAUGGAGGAGCCUGUUUCCAGCAAGGUUCUGGUUAUAUAUGUGACUGUGCAGAGAAUUUUGACGGAAACAACUGUCAAACUUAUGUAAUCCCUGUGGAUGUAUGCCUAAGUGGACCAUGUCAAUAUGGAGGAGUAUGCUACAAACAAGGCACGGGAUAUGUUUGUGCAUGUGCGGGUGGCUACACAGGUGUCAACUGUGAAAUAGUGACGGAUCCUUGUGGUGGUAAUCCAUGCUUAAAUGGAGGUAUUUGCCAGUCCAGUUCCUCUACUCAACUCACCUGUUCUUGCCAAGGGGGCUACACUGGCAUCUUCUGUGAAACAGCAAAUGGUUGUGUUAGUCGUCCAUGUCUGAAUGGUGCAGCCUGUAUAGCCCAGUCCGACAGUGGAUUCCAAUGCCAGUGUUUAAGCUCACAGUAUGUUGGCACAUACUGCGAAAUUGAAUUGAAUCCGUGCUUGAGUAAUCCGUGUGGUGUUGGUGGUACUUGUGAUAAUGGCUUUACAUCGUAUCAGUGUUACUGUUCAGUAGGUUGGUCAGGUCUCAACUGUGAAGUCUCUCCAUGUGAUGAGAACCCAUGUCUGAAUGGUGGACUGUGUGUAUUGGAUGGGUCCGAUCUAAGAUGUCAAUGUACACCAGACUGGACUGGUGACCUAUGCCAACGAGCGAGUGAUAUAUGUUCAAGUAAUCCAUGUCAGUUUGGAGGAAGUUGUGUGAUUUCUCAACCUAAUGUUUAUACAUGCACGUGUGCUGAUGGCUAUGUUGGAACCCACUGUGAGAUUUCUAUUCUACCAUGUGAUAGCUCACCCUGUAUGAAUGGUGCAACCUGCUUACCUGUCUUCACUACUGGUUAUGUCUGUCAAUGUCGUCCUGGAUACGUAGGGGAUACCUGUCAAACUGUGCGAGAUCCUUGCAUUCCUAACUUCUGUCUACAUGGAGCCAUCUGUGAAGCCCAUGGUGCUGGGUUUUCAUGUAACUGUCAGCCACACUACACAGGUCCACUCUGUGAUGAGGUGGUAGUAUGUGAGCCCAGUCCAUGUAAUGAUAGAGGUGUUUGUUUAGUGACUGAGGCUGGAAACAUUAAUGGAUAUACAUGUGACUGUCAAGAUGGAUGGCUGGGUCUACAAUGCCAAACAGCUGAGAUUGACCCAUGUGACAGCAGUAUUUGUCAGAAUGGAGGCAUUUGUCGUUCUCAGUCAAUAGGCUCACCCAUCAAGAACUUUGAAUGUUUAUGCCCUGAGGAAUGGAGUGGAAAGACAUGUCAAAUAGCGGAUCAGUCUGUGUGUGGUAGCAGCCCAUGCUUGAAUGAUGGACAAUGUAACAAUCUUGGUGAUGGAUAUGAGUGUAUAUGCCCUGAUCACUACACUGGCCUUCUAUGUGAACAAGCCAUUAUUGAAGACCUAUGUGGAAGCAACCCGUGCCAAAAUGGUGGAACUUGCCAGCAACAAAUGUUUGAAUAUGUGUGCCGCUGUCUGCCGACUAACAGUGGAACUCACUGUGAACUAGUAACCGAGUGUGGAGGAGCCAAGAUCAUCCCAUCAAGUGGUACCUUAAACAUUGCCUCUCCCAACCACCCUGCUAACUAUCCCGAUAACUUAGUAUGUACCUGGUCCAUCUCAUCAGCCACCAAUACUAGCAUCAGAGCCCACUUCCACACCUUCACCACCCAGGCUCCUAAUGAUAUCCUGAGUGUUUUUGAUGGAUUCACAACGGCUACGGCUAACCGGGUCAUGAUUCACUCUGGCAGUCAGAUUCCUAGCGAUGUGGAAGUUGACGGGCAGAGGAUGACCAUCAAGUUUGCAACGGAUGAGAUUGUGUCUUUAGGAGGGUUUGAAGUCAUGCUGGUUGAGAUUGGAGGCGGACAAGAUCCUUGUACACCAGAUCCAUGCUAUAAUGGUGGUCUCUGCACUAAAGUUGGUUCUAGUUACUCAUGCAAGUGUCUGCUUGGGUACUAUGGACCUCGCUGUAGGACAGCUGGUCCCUGUUCCCGUACUCCCUGUGUUCCUAAUGCAGUUUGUCAUGAGAGUACCGAUGGAUCUUCAUUUGGCUGCACAUGUGUUUCUGGCUGGACUGGAACCAACUGCGACAUUGCUGACUGUACAUUAGAGACAUGUUAUAAUGGAGGUACAUGCAACCAACAGAGUGACGGCAGCCAUGUUUGUCUUUGCUUCAAGGGCUUUGUGGGAAGCAGAUGUGAAAUAGAUUUAGAUGAGUGUGGUAGCAAUCCAUGUCUGAAUGCUGGGCUCUGCAUUAAUCAAGUAGGAGCAUAUCGCUGUCUGUGUUCCAGCACAUACACUGGAACUAACUGUGAGAAUAGUAAGAGUGAUAGUGCUUCUAAUAGUGAUUCCAACACCUCCGAUGGUUCAGCAGCUGUGAUGGAUACAUGGCUUAUCGCAGUCGUUGUCCUUGCCUCAGUCAUUCUUGUCAUCGUCACAGUACUCGUCGGAUGUAUCGUCUACAAUCGCGGCAAAACGGCUCAGUCGUUAUACAAGCAGAAGUACUCAGACACGACGCCAUUUAAGGAGCGCGCCAAUUGGCAGAUGCGUACUGGACAUGGUACACGCCCACCCAAUGUAAUAAGGGCUACACCUCGGUCACCAGUUAACAGGCAACCGGUGUAUGCAGAGUAUGCGUUGGAAGGAGAGUUGUUUGAGUUGCAGAGUACCAGGAGUGCCAACUCGAAUAACAGUAGCACUGUGUCCUACAGCUGAUGUGUUAACAUCAAUAUAAACAAGUUAGUGUUACUAACUGACUGCAAUGUAUAAUGUUAGUUAACUCUUUUUCAUUUUUUUAUAAUAGUGAAUAUAUUAAUGAAUCAUUGGACAUGUUGUUUUCAUGAAAGCAUUUUUUUUCUUCAGUGUGUGCAAAAAAGCUUUACUUCUGGGACUAGGCACACUCCAGCGAUAAAAUAAACGAUAACACGCAAAGAGAACGCAUUCUAUUGGUGGAAUUGCUCCACGCAGAAUACGCCCACCCUCAUUCAACCAAACGAGGGCGUGCAUUGUUAACAUUAUUGAUUUAGUUCUCGUUAUUGGGGCCUGUGUGACCGGGCCUUUAUAGACCAUAAAAACAGUGCACAUUCAUGAAUAUUAAAGAAAGCAAUUCAAUUCAAUUCAAUUCAAUCAACAUUUAUUACCAAAUCACAAUAUUAAACAGUUGUUUGUUUUAACAAUCUUGGAUAACAGUUGACUAACCAAAUCUCAAUGAAGAUGUACAAAUGUUAUACAAAAUUGGCAUAUUUGACUGGAAAGAUUUAGCAACGGUUUCACCACGGACUGAUGACUUCCAAAGUUGCGUCCCUUGGUCCUGACUUUACUAGAAAACGUUGCUUAAAGACACUGGACACAAUUGGUAAUUGUCAAAGACCAGUCUUCUCACUU